Molecule: messenger RNA, 2657 nt
Organism: Vicugna pacos (alpaca)
Lineage: Eukaryota; Metazoa; Chordata; Mammalia; Artiodactyla; Camelidae
Source: RefSeq, a predicted model, not a curated record
GGAGCGCAGGACAAAGACAAUUCUGGUGCCACAGUCCUGCAUCUGGCUGCCCGCUUUGGCCACCCUGAGGUGGUGAACUGGCUGCUGUGUCACGGCGGUGGGGACCCCACCGUGGCCACAGACACAGGCGCCCUACCUGUUCACUACGCCGCCGCCAAAGGAGACUUCCCCUCCCUGAGGCUUCUCAUCGGGCACCACCCUGAGGGAGUGAAUGCCCAAACCAAGAACGGUGCCACGCCCCUGUACCUGGCGUGCCAGGAGGGCCACCUGGAGGUGACGCAGUACCUGGUGAAGGAGUGCGGCGCAGACCCGCACCUGAGCGCCCACGACGGCAUGACCCCGCUGCACGCUGCUGCGCAGAUGGGCCACAGCCCGGUAAUCGUGUGGCUGGUGAGCUCGGGGACAGGUCGGGGCGGGGCCCGGAAGGAGCGGGGCCGCGCGGCUCUGGCCCCGGGUCCCGGCUUGCUGCCCAGGGUCCUCACUGCGUGCCCCUCCCUACAGUGCUGCCAGAUCCUGGUAGUUAACGGCGCGGAGCUGGACGUCCGCGACCGCGACGGGUACACGGCCGCCGACCUCUCGGACUACAACGGCCACAGCCACUGCACCCGCUACCUGCGCACCGUGGAGAACAUGAGCGUGGAGUACCGCGUGCUGUCCCGGGAUCCAUCCGCUGACCUGGAGACCAAGCAGCCUGACUCAGGCAUGUCCUCGCCCAAUACCACCAUGUCAGUCCAGCCGCCUAACUUUGACCUCAGCUCGCCCACCAGCACCCUCUCCAACUAUGACUCCUGCUCCUCCAGCCACUCCAGCAUCAAGGGCCGGCGCCCUCAACGUGGGCUUCCCAGCGCAAGAGCUGCAGAGAUACAGAGCUACGUGGACAUGCUGAGCACAGAGCCGGGCCUGCCCCAGGGCAAGAUGGAGGGACCCAAAGCACUUCCACCGGCACCCAGCUUCCCUCCGCCUCCCCCACCCCCAGGCACCCAACUGCCCCCCCCGCCGGGCUACCCUGCUCCCAAGCCCCCUGUGGGGCUACCCGCAGCUGACAUCUACAUGCAGACUAAGAACAAACUCCGCCACGUGGAGACCGAAGCCUUCAAGAAGGAGCUGAGCUCCCGCGACGGCCGCAACGGGCUGCGGAGGCAGGACUCCAGCCGCAAGCCCCGCGCCUUCAGCAAGCAGCCCAGCACGGGGGACUACUACCGCCAGCUGGGCCGCUGCCCCUGUUUUGGAGCUGGGCAGUCAGUACGCUGGGCGGAGACAUUCACUAGAGUCCCCAGGGACGGCCCAAAAGCCAUCAUGAACUUCCAGGGGCCUCCAGGCGGCGGCCCCACGCCCUGCACCAAGUCUUUCAACAUGAUGUCCCCAACGGGUGACAACUCGGAGCUGCUGGCUGAGAUUAAGGCAGGCAAGAGUCUGAAGCCGACGCCGCAGAGCAAAGGUCUGACCACGGUGUUCUCAGGCAGUGGGCAGCUGGCCUCCCAGCCCGAUUCGCCGCUGCCACCGGCGUCGCCUGUGCCAUCACGGGCCCGGAUCAUCCCCACUCACGACGAGCAGGGCCGGCCCAUCCCCGAGUGGAAGCGCCAGGUGAUGGUGCGCAAGCUGCAGCUGAAGAUGCAGGAGGAAGAGGAGCAGAGGCGGAAGGAGGAGGAGGAGGAGGCCUGGCUGGCCAGCAUGCCUGCCUGGAGGCGGGACAUCCUGCGGAAGAAGCUGGAAGAGGAGAGGGAGCAGAAGCGGAAAGAGGAGGAGCAAAAGAAGCAGGAGGAGAUGCAGCGGGAGAAAGAGCAGUCGGAGAAGCUGCGAACGCUCGGCUACGACGAGAGCAAGCUGGCGCCCUGGCAGCGACAGAUCAUCCUGAAGAAGGGGGACAUCGCUAAGUACUAGAUGCCGUCCUUCUGCUCGCAGCCUCGCGAGCUUCGGGGGUCCCCAGCCCCCGCCCUGGCCUACCCGGCCCGGGCGGAGGGGCUGGGAGCCGCGCCGCCCUUCCCUCCCGCGCUGGAACCCUUCUUGACCCUUUUUCCCUGGAUCCCCGCAUCCCUAGCCCCGGCGAGCUGGAGCGCGCCCGCCGCCGCAGUCGCCCAGAAAAAGUGUCCGAGCUGUUGACGCAAAAACAUGCUGCUUAUUUGCAUGCCUACUUACAUACAUUUGCAUGCUCGUUGAAUGUCAAAGUGUGCAGAGCUCUCCCCGGCCCCGUGGGUGGUGACUUUUCCUGCCGAGCGCGCGCCGGGCUGCCGCCCCCUCCCUCGCACCCCGGAACCCGCGUCGCUGGCGCAUCCUGCAUCCUGGGCGGAGGCAGGCCCCGCGCUCCGGGAAGGGGUUUUCCUCCCUCUCUGACCCAGAUUUGCGCCCGGCCCAGACCCGGCCGCGUUUCCCAUCCCCGCCGAGGAUUUCCUUUCAGUCAUUUGUUUACCAGAACGAUGAAAACUGCAAACUGCCCGUGAGGACGGAGUUGCGGCUCUGGGCGCCCCACCUCUGCCCCCACCCACCUCCAGUUAAGUCUGCGCGCCUGUCCCCAGCCAGGCCCCGCACUCCCCCGACCCUUUCACUGCCCUGGUGGAGUGAGUGGAGGAUGAAGGACCCUGAACCUGUCUCCAACCGCUGCCUCCUUGGUCCCCGCGCCCCUGCCAUCUCACACCCCUAUUAAAGCUCUCUCAGCCGCC